AUGCGAACUGAACACGAAUUAUCAAUUCAUUGCAGUUCGCAAGAAGAGGACGAGGAGGAAGCAGAGGUGGGUGAAGAAGAGGAAGCUGAUGUCGGGGAUGGAGAUCAGGUUGAAGCAGCACCCGAACAUGAGGCUGCUCCACCUCAGGUCGAAGAGGAGGAAAAGCCUCGUCGAGCUCCUCAUGACAAGGCCAAGGAAGAACCUGCCACUCAAACAGAGGCUGAAAAAGCGAUGCUGGUUAGUUUGAGUUGGAUUAUCUAUUAA
Messenger RNA from Anisakis simplex (herring worm), 264 nucleotides. The record is from the annotation of a GenBank genome assembly. Lineage: Eukaryota; Metazoa; Nematoda; Chromadorea; Rhabditida; Anisakidae.